UUAUUAUUAUUCUCUGGCCACACAUGGAAACUCAUUACGGAUAUUUUCCAGACUAUUUUUGCGAAAUGCGCCAAUAAAAUAACCCGUUGUUCACAGGACAGCCACUGUGGAUUAAUAAUUGCGUUGCUGAGGCGCGGCACGACCCCAAAAACCAAAACAAAGAAGUACCAGACACGACAGACACUCGCAGAGCGGAAGGCAAGCGAUUUAAUCGGGAAAUGAGCAGCCAGGGCCACCACAAGAUGCACGGCUGCGGCGUCGGGGGACUGACCGGACUGCAGGGCGCCGCGUCUCACAAGUCCGGUAAAGGCGGCAGUUCGGAACAGGAGUUCACCGACGAAAUAGAUUUGGGCGACAGGUUCUCAGCGGACAUGACGCGGCUUUGUAUGAACGAACGCUACUCGGACGUGGAGUUCUUGGUGGAGGGCCAGCGCCUGCCCGCCCACCGCGUUGUUCUGGCAGCCCGCAGCGAGUACUUUCGAGCCCUGCUCUAUGGCGGCAUGUCGGAGACGACACAGCGCCAGAUUCCAUUAGAGGUGCCCCUGGAUCCAUUCAAGGUGCUCCUUCGCUACAUAUACUCGGGUACCCUGCUCCUAUCGACGCUCGACGAGGAUGCGGUCAUCGAUGUGCUAGGCAUGGCCAAUCAGUACGGCUUCCAGGACCUGGAGAUGGCCAUCUCGAAAUACCUGCGGCAGUACUUGGCCCUCAACAACGUGUGCAUGAUCUUGGACGCUGCUCGGUUGUACAACCUGGAAGAGCUCACCCAAGUGUGCCUCAUGUUCAUGGACCGAAACGCCGCCGAGCUGCUGCAGCACGACUCCUUCAAAAUGCUCUCCAAGGAAUCUUUGGAAGAAGUGUUGCGCCGCGACUGUUUUUUUGCCCCAGAGGUGCAGAUCUUCUUGGCCGUUUGGAAGUGGAGCCGCUACAACCCGAACGUGGACAUCAAAUCUGUGGUGAGCUACGUGCGCCUGCCGCUCAUGAACCUCGAGCACCUGCUGCAGGUGGUGCGACCGUCGGGAAUUCUGGAGCCCGAUAAGAUACUGGACGCCAUUGAUGAGCGAAGCACCUCGAAGACGCUGCCGUACAGAGCGGCACUGUGGCCCGAAGAGAACGUGGCCACGGCAAAAUUUUUGUCGCGCUGCAUCCAAGGAGAAUGCCGCACCGCCUUGCUGGAUGGUGACGUGACCACCUACGACAUGGAGCACGGUUAUACGCGGCACUGCAUCACGGAUACCAACGAUGCUGGUAUUGUGGUCGAACUGGGAACCCUUUGUAUGAUCAAUCACAUCCGCAUGCUCCUGUGGGACCGAGACAGUCGCGCUUACUCCUAUUUUGUGGAAGUAUCCGGCGACCAGCAGAACUGGGAGCGGGUGGUGGACUACAGCGAGUACCACUGUCGCUCCUGGCAAUAUCUUUAUUUUACCGCCCGACCAGUACGCUUUAUCCGUCUUGUGGGAACCCAGAACACAGUCAACAGGGUGUUUCAUGUUGUGGGAUUGGAGGCCAUGCACACAGCCAACGUGCCCAAGCUAAUAGACCACUUUGUGGCGCCGAAAGCUAACGUGGCCACCAUCGAGAUGAGUGCGAUCGUCACAGACGGUGUCAGUCGUACCAGGAACGCCCUCAUUAACGGUGACUUUGUGCGCUAUGACUGGGACUCGGGCUACACUUGCCAUCAGUUGGGGAGCGGCGAGAUAGUCGUUCGACUGGGCCAGCCCUAUCACGUGGGCUCCAUGCGGCUAUUGCUGUGGGACUGCGACGAUCGUACUUACAGCUUCUACAUCGAGACCUCGACCAACCGCAAGGACUGGCAGAUGGUGGUGGACCGGCGCAAUGACACUGCCCGCUCCUGGCAAAACUUCCACUUUGCCCCGCGUCCUGUCGUCUUUAUCCGCAUCGUGGGCACCCGCAACACGGCGAACGAGAUAUUCCACUGUGUCCACCUCGAGUGCCCCACCCAGGACAAGAGCUAUCUGAAGAAAAUUGCCAACCUGGAAAAAGAGAAGGAGAAGGAUAAGCAAUGCGAGGCAGGGCGGGAGGGCAAGUCCUCCGACAGAAAUGUUAGGUCAAGCCCAUCCAGCUCGUCGUCGGCAGUAUUGAAGUCCACCCACUGGCCCCCACCGGUGCCAGCGCCUUCCAAAGCGGAACAGCCCAAAGGGAAGUCAGCAUGCGAAGCCUCCAAAGCCGCCCCAGUCUUGCCAACAACAUCCUCUGCAUCCUCGCCCCGAACGGCUUCCGAAUCGCAAGAGCUCCCCGCCCCCUCAACUCCAGCAGCAGCGUCAACUCCGCCGCCGCAACAGCAGCCACUGGAACCGCCGAACGAGCCCAGUGAGAGCCCCAGCUCCAGCUCCAGUCCCAGCCAAAGUCAGAGUAGGAGUCGGAGCAGAAGCCAAAGUGCAGAGCCGGAUCCAGUGCCGCCGCUGGUGGAACUGGACUCGAAGGAUGCGCAUUGAGGGAUGUGCCGAUGAUGCUAUUUUGUACUUGAUCCUUUCAAAAUACUCCUCCUGUUAGUCCCCAGAGCAGAAGCCAAGCUGAGAUUCCUCUUUGGUACCUCCUUAUUUGUAGUUUGUGCUGUGCGACCGUGCUGUACUUGUUAUCUAGUCCAUCCCAGUGCCCAAGUUAAUGGGCUCCUCCGAUACAUUCGAAUCGCCACUGACUUAGUUUUUUUUUGUUCUCUUAAUUCGUAUGUUGGUUUCCAAAAACAAUGUUGUGAUGAGUGGCGAUUCAAAAAGAAAAAAAAAAACCGAAAGCUAAAAAAAAAAAGAAAUUCCUUUGUUGGCACGGCCCCAGUGUUGAGUUUAUGUAAGAAAUACCACCAUCUACUUAAUGCACCUAUUAUGACUUUCGAGCAGAUAAACCAAAAUUGUAUACGAGGUUCGAGGAUCACAUCCAGUCCGCACAUCGAACUCUGUCCAUGUCCGUAACCCGAGAAUGAUCCACUCGAUCCGCCACUAAUAUAGUCUUGGCCCCGCGGGCAGCCCCACAGAAAAGGCUCUAUUUAUUAUACAAGUUUUGUCAGAAUUUGUACUGCACUCGAAUAAAAGCUAAUUAAACCUUUUGCGUACAUCGCAA
Drosophila bipectinata is the source of this 3072-nucleotide messenger RNA. RefSeq names its product BTB (POZ) domain containing 9 (gene BTBD9). Gene Ontology annotation, biological process: adult locomotory behavior; circadian behavior; modulation of chemical synaptic transmission. NCBI's taxonomy places the organism in Eukaryota, Metazoa, Arthropoda, Insecta, Diptera, Drosophilidae. The record is from RefSeq and is a predicted model, not a curated record. Gene Ontology annotation, molecular function: protein binding. Gene Ontology annotation, cellular component: cytoplasm.